Molecule: messenger RNA, 945 nt
Organism: Hyaloscypha bicolor E
Lineage: Eukaryota; Fungi; Ascomycota; Leotiomycetes; Helotiales; Hyaloscyphaceae
Product: ribosome recycling factor
Exons: 3
Coding region: 91-915 (274 amino acids)
Biological process (GO): translation
Cellular component (GO): mitochondrion
Molecular function (GO): ribosomal large subunit binding
Source: RefSeq, a predicted model, not a curated record
GCUGAUGUAAAAUGCAAGGCGGUUUGGCCGCCUUGUCAAUCGCGAAAUUUUGUUUGCAGCUCCUGAUGCAAGCUACAAACACAACAAACCAUGCAUACACGACUCUUAGUGCGCACAAAUACGCUGAAACAGCUACUUCCGAGGGCGUCAGCUCAAAUAGAAUUCUCACGGGCCAUUCGAGCCGCCUCAUUAUCCACCUCGUACCUCCCAAAACCUGCCUCAAGCUCUCUCAGUGGUCACAGAAAUUUCUCAAGCAACCCCAUCCUCUUCAAAAAGAAGACUCGCGCAGAACGAGAAAAGGAAGAAGAAGCCGCUGAAGAAGAAACCGAAGUCGAAGACCCGCACGAUUUUUCAACACUCGAAGAAGGGAUCUCCAAAGCUCUCGACAAGCUCAAGAAUGAUCUCUCCAAGCUUCGGACAGGAGGCAGAUUCAACCCAGAAGUGUUAGAGAACCUGAGGGUGCAUUUGAUCAAGGAUAGUAAAGCCAGUGAGAAGUUGGGAGAUUUGGCACAAGUUCUGCCGAAAGGGGGAAGGAGUUUGAUGAUUUUGGUUGGGGAGAAGGAGCAUGUGAAACCUAUUAUUUCUGCGAUUCAGGGGUCGAGGGAUCUGAAUCUUCAACCGCAACCCGAUGCUCAGAAUGGAUCUCAGUUGAACGUUCCAAUUCCACCACCAACGAAAGAGUCUAGGGAUCUGGCAUUGGCAGCUGCGAGCAAGGCUGGAGAGACAGCCAAUGUUGGGAUUAGAAAUGCCCGAGGGGCAAUGCAGAAGAGGUUAAGAGCCAUGGAGCUGAAGAAGGCGGUACGACCGGAUGAUUUGAAGAAAGCACAUAAAGAGAUGGAGAAGGUUGUGGAGAAAGGAGUGGCUGAUGUCAAAAAGUCUGUGGAUGCUGCACGAAAAACUAUGGAGCAAGCGUGAUAUUGUAUUCUACAAGAUCUGUACAUUAUA